Messenger RNA from Gastrolobium bilobum, 1167 nucleotides. RefSeq names its product arogenate dehydratase/prephenate dehydratase 1, chloroplastic-like. NCBI's taxonomy places the organism in Eukaryota, Viridiplantae, Streptophyta, Magnoliopsida, Fabales, Fabaceae. The transcript is spliced from 11 exons. Bases 1 to 1167 code for a protein of 388 amino acids. Gene Ontology annotation, molecular function: prephenate dehydratase activity; arogenate dehydratase activity. The record is from RefSeq and is a predicted model, not a curated record. Gene Ontology annotation, cellular component: chloroplast; cytoplasm. Gene Ontology annotation, biological process: L-phenylalanine biosynthetic process.
AUGGCUCUCAAGGGUUGUUUUAUCUGGGGUUGUCCCAAAGCUCCUCAAUUUGGCUUUGCAAGUUUUCAGCCUGCUAGUUCUAAGCUGAGUGUUAAUUUAAGAUAUGAUCUUGAGAAAUGCCGCGAAUGGGAAUGUAGUUUUGGUGUUUUGGCUCAGGGAACUUUGACUGGGGUUGAGUCUUCUGGGGCUGGUGAUGGAGUCUGCGUUCAGAAAAAUGAGUCAACGGGGUGUCACCAGGAUGUAAACAUGCUUCCUAAACCAUUGACGGCAAGCGAAUUUUCUUUUUCAAGAGAUGUGUCAAAUGUGCGUGUUGCUUAUCAGGGUGCUCCCGGAUCAUAUAGCGAGGAUGCAGCUUUGAAAGCAUAUCCAAAAUGUGAGACUGUGCCAUGUGAUGACUUUGAGGCUGUAUUCAAGGCAGUUGAAUUGUGUUUGGUGGAUAAAGCAGUUCUACCAAUUGAAUGUUCUUUUAGUGGAAGCAUCCACCGUAAUUAUGAUUUACUUCUUAGCAAUAGGCUGCACAUUGUUGGGGAGGUGCAGUUGCAAAUUAAAUACUGCCUCUUAGGAUUAGUUGGUGUGAAAAUAGAGGAACUCAAAGGUGUUAUGAGUCAUCCUCAGGCUCUUGCUCAAUGUGAGAUGAUGCUUAGAGAUUUAGGUGUUGUCAAAAUUGGUGCGAAUGAUACUACUGCUGCUGCUGCCAAGGAAGUGGCCUCGAAAGGAGUAAGUGACACUGGAGCCAUUGCAAGCUCUAGGGCUGCCAAUAUAUAUGGCCUUGACAUUCUUGCAGAAGACAUCCAGGAUGAUGAUAAUAUUACUCGCUUUUGGAUACUUGCAAGGGAGCCUAUAAUUCCAGGAACUGACAGGCCCUAUAAGACUAGCAUUGUUUUUAAUUUAGAAGGAGGUCCUGGUGUACUAUUCAAAGCCUUGGGAGCGUUUGCUUUGAGGAACAUUAAACUCUUAAAGAUAGAGAGUCGUCCAAUGAAGCAGCGGCCAUUAAGGGUUGUUGAUUAUUCAAAUGAAGGGAGUGCCAAGUCCUUUGACUACCUUUUCUACAUUGAUUUUGAAGCUUCUAUGGCAGACCCUCGUGCACAAUAUGCUUUGGAAAAUUUGCAGGAAUAUGCUAGAUUUAUUCGUGUUCUUGGUUGUUAUCUCAUGGAUAGAACUUUAUAG